GCCAAGUAUGUAACAAAGAGUCAAAAUUUAUAUGAUGGCUUCAUCAUCUCUUUCAAAUUUAUUACGUCAAAUUUCAGUUUUACUUCUCAUUUUCCCUCUCACACUCUUCAAUACAUCUUCUUCAGACCAAACACCACUCGUGUUUUCUCUCAAAACCCAAAAGCUUCCUCAGUCUUCUUCAGACAAGCUUUCUUUCAGACAUAAUGUCACACUCACGGUCUCUCUCUCCGUCGGCUCUCCGCCACAAAACAUCUCCAUGGUUCUCGACACCGGAAGCGAGCUUUCUUGGCUUCACUGCAAGAAAACUUCAAACUUAGGAUCCGUAUUCAACCCGGUUUCAUCCUCUUCCUAUAAGCCCGUACCUUGCUCGUCCAAUAUUUGCAGGACCCGGACCCGGGAUUUGCCCAUACCCGCUUCAUGUGACCCGAAGACCAAUCUUUGCCACGUGGCAGUCUCCUACGCCGACGCUACCUCGAUAGAAGGCAACUUAGCUCACGAGACGUUUGUAAUCGGGUCUUCAACCCGACCCGAUACAUUAUUCGGGUGCAUGGAUUCGGGUUUAAGCUCCGAUUCGGAGGAGGACGCUAAGACAACCGGUUUAAUGGGAAUGAACCGGGGAGCUUUAUCGUUUGUUAACCAGCUCGGUUUCUCAAAAUUCUCUUAUUGCAUCUCCGGUUCAGACUCCUCCGGUAUACUGCUUCUCGGUGACUCGAGUCUCUCGCGGCUUGGUCCUAUCCAAUACACGCCUUUGGUACUCGAAACGACGCCGUUACCGUAUUUCGACCGGGUCGCUUACACGGUCCAAUUAGAAGGAAUCCGGGUCGGAACAAAGUUGCUUUCUCUACCGAAAUCCGUUUUCGUACCGGACCAUACCGGAGCCGGUCAGACGAUGGUGGAUUCAGGUACGCAAUUCACGUUCCUGAUGGGUCCGGUUUACACGGCGUUGAAAACCGAGUUUAUUGCGCAAACCAAAUCGGUUCUCAAAGUUGUAGACGAUCCGAAUUUUGUGUUCCAAGGGACAAUGGACCUUUGUUACCGGGUUGGGUCUUUAACCCGGCCCAAUUUCUCGGGUUUGCCGGUUGUUAGUUUAAUGUUUCGUGGCGCGGAGAUGAGCGUGGCGGGUGAGAAGCUGUUGUACCGGGUAAACGGAGCCGGGUCGGGAGGAAAAGAUCAGGUGUAUUGCUUCACAUUUGGGAACUCCGAUCUUUUGGGAAUAGAAGCGUUUGUGAUUGGUCAUCAUCAUCAGCAGAACGUGUGGAUGGAGUUUGAUCUUGCUAAAUCAAGGGUUGGAUUUGGUGCUGCCGUCAGAUGUGAUCAAGCUAGUCAACGGCUCGGAUUGCGAGAUUGAUAACCUGUGGAAAUAAAGGGGAAUAUCUUAUAGAGUAUAGUAUAUGUUUCUUUUUUUGUGAGGACAGCUUAUAUACAAUGUGUUUCAUAGAGCUUUUUUUGCGAGGAAUAUUUUCAUUUAUAUUGAAACUGGAAGUCAUUUAGAUA
Messenger RNA from Brassica oleracea var. oleracea, 1494 nucleotides. RefSeq names its product aspartic proteinase PCS1. Gene Ontology annotation, molecular function: aspartic-type endopeptidase activity. Gene Ontology annotation, biological process: proteolysis. NCBI's taxonomy places the organism in Eukaryota, Viridiplantae, Streptophyta, Magnoliopsida, Brassicales, Brassicaceae. Bases 32 to 1348 code for a protein of 438 amino acids. The record is from RefSeq and is a predicted model, not a curated record. The transcript has a single exon.